This is a messenger RNA of Coregonus clupeaformis (lake whitefish), 1995 nucleotides long. Its product is annotated as meprin A subunit beta-like. Bases 13 to 1995 code for a protein of 660 amino acids. Gene Ontology annotation, cellular component: membrane. The record is from RefSeq and is a predicted model, not a curated record. The transcript is spliced from 14 exons. Lineage: Eukaryota; Metazoa; Chordata; Actinopteri; Salmoniformes; Salmonidae. Gene Ontology annotation, biological process: proteolysis. Gene Ontology annotation, molecular function: zinc ion binding; metalloendopeptidase activity; protein binding.
UAUCCGGAGAGAAUGUAUAUCCAUGCCUGUCUUGUUGUGAGCUUAGCUGUGUCACAAGUUUUGGCUGGGGCUGUUCCCAAGGUCACAGACAUCGAAGAUGAGUUGGGCAUUGACAAAAUAAACAAAGACUUACAUUUACGUGAAGGUGACAUAAUGGAGAACUUUCAGAGGAAUGGCAUUCUGGGGGAAAACAAACGCUGGCAGUCUCCAGUUCCCUAUGUUUUACACUCUAGUCUUGAUAUGAAUACUAAAGGCAUCAUUCUGCGAGCCUUUGACCAGUUCAGGCUGAAAACAUGCAUGGACUUCAAGCCCAGAGACUCUGAGAUGUACUACCUAACAAUUGAGAAACAUACAGGGUGCUCCUCCUAUGUAGGGAGAACUUUUGCAAAUGGACAGGUUGUUAACAUUGGAGAGUACUGUGGUAUUGUCGCCAUUGUGGAACAUGAGCUUCUACACGCUCUGGGCUUCUAUCAUGAGCAGUCCAGAUAUGACAGAGAUGAAUAUGUGACCAUUGUCUAUGAAAACAUCGUAGAAGGAACACAAGAGAACUUUAAGAACUACAGUGAGAAUGAAAUCACCACUCUGGGUACGCCGUAUGAUUACACCUCGUUGAUGCACUACGGCAAAGAUGACUUCGGGAAAGUUCCCGGACUCAUCACUAUCAUCACUAAGCAACCAGAGUUCCAGGAUGUGAUUGGCCAAAGGCUGGAAAUGAGCUCAAACGAUGUCUUGAAGCUAAACCGAAUGUACAGUUGCAAUGCAUCUGUUGCAUUUAAGGAAUAUUGCAGCUUUUCCGAUAAAGAUGUGUGUGGGAUGAGUCGCUGCUCUCGGAGUGUGGAGAAUAGCUCGGAAAAUGUCUGGGGGAGAGUGACACAGGCUGCUGGGGGUCCCUACACCGACCACACCAACAUGGGCUCUGAUAGUACUGGUUUCUUCAUGCAUGCCAGCACAGCGUCAGGCCAGGAGGGGGACACAGCCUGGCUGGAGAGCAGGGAGAUGACUCCCAGCAGGAAGUGCAGUGUCCAGUGUUUACAGUUCUACUACUACCACAGUGGUAACGAGUUAGACCAGCUCAACAUCUGGAUCAGAGAAUACCGUGAUGAGAGAGACCCUAAUGGAACUCUCCGCCUCAUGGGCCAGAUCACAGCUUCUCCAGUGUCUUACUGGCAGCUCCACCACGUGCCUCUGAAUGCCACCAAAACCUUCCAGGUGGAGUUUCAGGUGCAUAAAGGAGCAGGACUGUCUACAGGUGGGUUUUCCAUCGAUGACAUCAACCUGUCAGAGACAGACUGCCCCAAUUUGACCUGGCAGAUACGGGACUUUGAGAAUCUUUUGACUACCAGCGACUACAACACCUAUCUGUACAGCCCAAGGCAAUACUCUCCAGAUGGCUAUGCCUUCCAGAUAAUUACUAAAUUGUCUAGGUCUUAUAUUGGAGUCUAUGCCCGCCUCUUGUCUGGUAAAUAUGAUGACACGCUCCAGUGGCCCUGCCCAUGGAGACAGAUAACGUUUCUGCUGAUGGACCAGAACCCAAACAUCCAGCUACGCAUGUCCAAGCAGAACAGCAUCUCCACUGACCCUAAACGGAUUGACCCUGAAAAUGGUGAAAAGUAUUGGGACAACCCUCGCAAAACUGGAACAUUUUACAAACAAGAGGGCACUGAGUCAAUCUACUCGACCAAGGGAGAUGGCUACGAAAAGUUUAUUUCUUUGAAGGACAUCAAGGACAAAGGCUUCCUUAAGGGUGGAGCCAUCUUCUUCCUCACCACCAUGCAAGAUAUCUCCAGUCUGCAGUAUGCCGGUAACAACAAACUCCCCUGUCCCAGUCCACCACCACAGGACUUCACCCAGUUGCCCAGCAUUCAAGAGGACAAGGGCCCAUGUUCACCAAGAUGCGGUUCGUUGUCAACGGAUGCGGUUGUCUGUCCCAUGCACUACAUUAGACCCAAGUUCAUCACAGAGGAAGUUGAUCAACCCAUCUACAAACUGAGGUAA